AUGGAAUAUGCAUGCAUUCGAUUAAAUGAUUUACCUGAUGAAAUUCUUAUGAUUAUUUUCAAAAAACUCAACAAUCUUGAUAUACUCUAUUCUUUCCAAGGUGUCAAUCAGCGACUAAAUAAAAUUAUUCAAGAUCCAAUUUUUACAAGUCAUUUGACUUUCGUUAAAUGGUUGUCACAUAAUUUUAUCGAUCUAUUUUGUUGUAAUAUGAUACUUGAUCGAUUUUGUUUACAAAUUUUACCUGAAAUUCAUCAUAAAAUCCAAUGGCUUGAUCUUGAAUCAUCAUCUAUGAAAUAUGUUUUACAUGCUGCCGAUUAUCCUAAUUUACAUACUCUCGGUCUGUAUUAUAUUAAUGAAGAGUCAGCUCGAUGUCUUUUUACAGGUAAGAAAUUUCAAUUGAAUUAUUCUUAUUCUCAACAAAAAUAA
This is a messenger RNA of Rotaria sp. Silwood2, 426 nucleotides long. Lineage: Eukaryota; Metazoa; Rotifera; Eurotatoria; Philodinida; Philodinidae. The record is from the annotation of a GenBank genome assembly.